Molecule: messenger RNA, 2065 nt
Organism: Silurus meridionalis
Lineage: Eukaryota; Metazoa; Chordata; Actinopteri; Siluriformes; Siluridae
Product: tripartite motif-containing protein 16-like
Exons: 6
Coding region: 293-1354 (353 amino acids)
Molecular function (GO): protein binding
Source: RefSeq, a predicted model, not a curated record
AUAGUCCACAGAUUCCUUUCAGUCUUGGUGUACUGGAUCUGCUAUUGCUAUCUGCUGUUGCUGCUGAGCGUGUAUAAAGACACCUUUUUAAUAAACAUGCUCAAACAUAGAGAUGCCAAGAACCACUCCUACAUAGUAGAUCUGCUGUAUACUGAAUAAAGGUGGUGCUGGGGAGGUUGAGGGUGGAGAGAAAAUACGUUAAGUAUACGUUUGAGAUAAUGCCCAGCUAGUUUAGUUGAACAGGCUGUGGAUUUGGGGUCCAGAGAACCAAUCAGCAAAAAGAGAGUGUUUAAUGGCUGAACCAGACAUGUGUAUGAAUUCUCAGAAUGAGUUAAAGGAGGAGCAGAUCAAAUUUCAGCAGAGGAUCCUGGAGAAGCAGAAGAAUGUACAGAAGCUGAAACAGACUAUGGACAAUAUUACGAGGCAUUUCCAGGCAGCAGUAGAUGACAGUGAGAUGAUAUUUGAUGAGCUGAUCAGCUCCAUAAUGAAAAAGCGCUCAGAAAUGACAGAGGUGAUCAAAGCUCAGGAGAAAGCAGAAAUGAGUCGAGCUGAACAACUCCUCAAACAACUGGAGCAGGAACUUGCUGAUCUCAAUAGGAAAAAAGCUGAGUUGGAGCAGCUUUCACAGAAAAACGUUCACAUCCACUUCCUCCAGGGUGUUUCUCCUGAAUCUGACGACUCGACCAACAUCGCUGCCCAGCUCUCAUUUGACGUAGUGAGGAAACCUCUUUUGGAUCUGAAAAAGCAAGCAGAUCAAAUCUCUGCAGCAGUUUCAAUGAUUUUACCUUUGGAACUGCAGAGCAGAGAGGAAUUCAUGCAGUAUUUUGGUUAUUUGACUCCUGAUCCCAACACAGCACACUGCCAACUCCUUCUGUCUGAGAAGAACCGAGCGGUGACUUGCAGUGAGACCAAACAGCAAUAUUCUGAUCAUCCAGAGAGAUUUAAGUUCUGGGAGCAGGUGUUGUGCAAAGAGAGUGUGUGUGGACGGUGUUACUGGGAGGUGGAGUGGAGCAGUAAGGACUCUGUGUGCAUAUCAGUCUCGUAUAAAGAGAUCAGCAGAAAAGGACAGGGUUAUGAGUGCGGGUUUGGACGUAACAAUCAGUCCUGGAGUCUGCAAUGUUCUCCUUCCUCUCUUUCUUUCUGGCACAAUGAUUUAAAGACUGUAAUCCAGGGUCCGAUCUCCUCCAGAAUAGGAGUGUAUGUGGAUCACAGGGCAGGAACUCUGUGCUUCUACAGCGUCUCUGACACGAUGACGCUCCUCCACCGAGUCCACACUACAUUCACUCAGCCUCUAUAUGCUGGGUUUUACAUAUGGAGGUUUGACUCGACUGUCAGGAUAUGUCACCGGGAAUGAAAUUUUAUUGAAAGUUUCAAGUUGAAUUAUAACCGAGGUGUCAGAUUUAUUUCUGAAAUAGAAAGGCAUGGAAUUUUGUGUGCACAAACUGUAAAUAAUAUUAUUUUUCAAAUGAAUUUAUUCUAUGUUCUAUGUAAAUUCUAUAUUUUCAAAACGACUUGUUCAACCUCUACAUCAUAUAGUCACUUGUGCACAUCAUAAAAUGCUUUUCGAAUGCUUUCCUACAUAAAUUUCAUUGUUUACAAUUUUCUGCUGUUUCCUACUGUCGUGGAAAUUUAAGUCUCUACUUCUAAAAUUAUUUAAACAGUUACACACACACACACACACACACACACACACACACACACACACACACACACACACAGACACGAAGCGUCUGUUCGUCUGAAAAUGUACAUAGCUUGUCUCUCUCUCACACGCACAGACACGCUUCCACUCGCAUCACACCCUGCACCUGGACCAAGUUUAUGAACCUCUUAUCACGCUUACAACUGUAGAUCUUUGUUCUGCGUUCUCAGUGAAAACGUUGUCUUCAGUCGUUCUGCACGUUCGCAUUUACAAGAAAAGAAACCGUUCUCAUUUCGCUAUAAACAGAAACUCAACUCAUAGGUACAAAGACACAAUCCUCUAACAAGGCUGUUAUAAAUGAUGCACACCGAUGAAUAAAUAUUUUUAUCACACUACAUAAUUAAUUGUUUGUCAUGUUGAUCA